Messenger RNA from Chara braunii, 1292 nucleotides. The record is from the annotation of a GenBank genome assembly. NCBI's taxonomy places the organism in Eukaryota, Viridiplantae, Streptophyta, Charophyceae, Charales, Characeae.
AUCGGGAUUUUGUCCGCACCACCAUCACUCCAGGGGGGCCGGAAUUUUGCCCGCGCUACCAUCACUCGAGGUUGACGGAAUUUCGCCCGCGCCACUCGAGGUCGACGUAAUUUUGGUCGCGCCACUGGCGCUCGAGGUUGACGAACUUUGCCCGCGCUACCAAAGCACUCGACGUUGGCGCCUUGCGGAACUUGUCGCCGCAUCCUUCUCCUCUGGAAGUCCUCGCCUUCCGCCUUGGCCUUGCCGGUCAUCACGAUUGAAGAGAGGUGGCACAGAGAGGGAAGAUUUAGCUAACUAUAUAAGGCAGGCGCGGUUCUCCAACUUGCAGGCAAUCGUUGGCAUUGUCUUCGCCAACGAAAUCCUUGCGUUCUUGGCAACGGGCGAGCCGGUAUUCCAGAUGGCUGAUGCGGGCGCUUCUUCUGGCAGUGGACAUGGCGACGCGAUGAUGGUGCUUCCCCCGAGAUGCCCCCACUUCGUCACGGGCAAUUACGUACAGCGAAACGUGUUCCUGGGCGACAAAGAGUACGGGAUGGCAUUGGAUUGCUUAGUCAAGGCCUGCACGGACGUUCUGCUCAUAGAUGAAGACUCCGACAGAGCGCGCAUCCUGCUGGCCAAACGUAUAGUAGAGCCGCAGCCGGAUUGGUGGACCUCCCCGAACAUGCUGUUAACAGCGCCUUUCAAGAACUACAGCUCGGAGGGCAGCACAGCUCGGAGGGCAAGAGUUGGUGGACGGAUGAGACCAGGCGAGACUCCUGAGGAAUCCCUUGCUAGGCUGAUAUCUCGGGAACUCGGGCUGGAGAUAGAAUCGAGGCGCCCUCGGCUUUUGGGUGUACACUCUCUUGCAUGGGAGAAGAGAGCUCAGGCGCCAGCAGAGAACGGGACUUGCGAUUUGUCACUGGUCUACACCCUCGUGCUUCAGGAAGACGAGUGUUCGAAGAUUUGUUUGGAUCAGAAAGAAUACAGCGACUCCAGAUGGUUUCGAUUGGAGGAGAUAAGCGAAGGGGAGUUCCAUCCAGCUCUUCAAUUGAUGGUGAGCAGCAGUGGAGUACCUGAUGGUGUGAGUCAGUGGGGAAAGAUAGAGGAUAAGAGUGUUAGUCAUCGUAACGCGAAGGGCGACGAUGAGUGCGCUGUGGACGCUCGGAGGCGACCGUCUGCGGCUGAGGAACGGCCUAAGAGGGAGCGGGCUUGUCCUCAGCAAUCUCCUCAGCCGGAGGAGGAGGAAGAGGGUCAGUCGGCUGAGUAGAAGCAGAUGUCUCAGCACGACAAGCACGAUCAUAUGCUUGCACCAACAU